AGUGUCUGCUUUCACAGGGCAGUGGUUCCAUUCUCACCGCGUUUGUUCCUUCAAUGUUGGCAGAGGGCCGGUGUCCUAGCAGAUAUUGGUAUAAUAGCCCAAGCACUUCAAAGGGGGAGGUUUGUCUUGUGUUUAUCGCUUUCACUUAUUAAUUCUACUGUCAAUGAGAGUUCUACAAAAGAGGAACCAAAACGAGUAAGCUAAUAUGCUAAGAUUGUAACUGGAAGCUUGAAGUAUCAAGUUUGCGUACACGGGUAGUUUUACAGAUUUAAUCCAACAAGAGGCGCUAGUUAGCCAGUUAGCUAACAUAGCCAGCUAAAUACUUAAUUUUGUUGUUACCGAGGCGGAGUUGCUUUUCAUAGCGAGCAACAUGCCGGAAUAUCUGGAGGACCCAUCUGUUCUCACUAAAGAUAAACUCAAGAGCGAGCUUUUGGCCAACAAUGUUGCUCUCCCAACCGGAGACCAGCGAAAGGACGUUUAUGUGCAGCUGUAUCUGAAAAACUUGACCGUGCAGAACAAUAAGAUCCUAUCUACAGACGCAUUCUCCAGCGACGAGGAGUUGCCAGUCCCGGUAGUGUCAAACAAAAGUCGCUCGGGCAGGAAAGCCACGAGGAAAACAGACAAGCCUCGGCCAGAGGACCUGGAUGUGACUGAGCUGACUAGUGAGGGCCUGAAGGAUGAGCUGCUCAAGUAUGGAAUCGACGUCGGACCCAUCGUGGCCUCAACCCGUAAGCUGUAUGAGAGAAGGCUCCAGAAGCUGUUGGACCAGGGUCCUCCUGAGACCGUGGCUUUACCGGUGGUCAUCACUCAGGUAGACGGCAACCACAACGGCAACUCUGACUCGGACCGCUACAGCGACAAGGAAGAAGAGGUGACAACCGAACCAGAGCCUGUCCCAGUCCCCGUGGUGGAGAGACCUGUCAGAAGCAGAGGGAAGACCCCAGUCACCACCAGGACCCGCAGCAGCCAGCACAACCGGGAACCUGCACCAAGUGUCCAUGCUCCAGUAGGACAGAGCAUAAGACCCCUGAAACAAUGGCCUCUGGUGGAGAAGAUAGCAGCUGGUGAGCAGACACCCAACAGGGUGGAUGAGAGGGAUGUCCUCAAGGAGAUGUUCCCCUACGAGACCAACACUCCAACAGGAAUCAACGCCACCUGUCGACGGCCCAUCCGAGGGGCAGCCGGCAGGCCCCUAAAGUCUGGUGACCUGUGGACCGAUGAGACCCUCCUGCGCUCCUCUCACUCUUCCUACACAGAGAGCCGCACCGCCACCGUCCACAGAGUCACCACCCUGCCCCCCUCUACCAGGCAGGCAACGUCAGUGGCACCCCCUGCUGGAAAGGCCAUAGCACCACCCCAUGGCCUGCCUGUCUGGCUGAAGCUGCUGCUCCUCGGCAUUGUAGCUGGCUUCAUAUUCUUCAUCUACCAGACCAUGGAGACCAACGCUAUGGCCCCCUUCGGAGGGUCCUCAGAUUCCACGCAGACCAGUGGCCGUGAUGUCCGCAAGUGAAGCCUGGAUGACAGUGCUCUGGCAGCAUAAUGUUACUGCCACCACUUUCACCGUUCCUCGCUUCCUUGGCAUUCUUGUUUUGUUUUUGUUUUUUCUGUUUCCGUCACUUAUAAUUGGUUAAAUGGUUUGGUACAGGAGCCUAAUCUGUAUCGGUGCCUCCUGGAGACGACAAUGUCCAAAAUGAUAUAUUGAAUGUUGAAGAUGCCCACUUCUCAUUCUAAAAUGACAAUACUGUCUUCUGUUUGUUUCAGUCCGUCCUUUCCCCAUCUUUGAGGCUGAGAGAAAGCCAGUCGCACCAAUAAUCUACAGAUCACGUACAUACACCGAAACAGUGGCUUCCAAAUUAUGUGAACUUGCUUUAUAUGGUCUAUGUGUUUGUUUUAUAUCUCUGCAUGGUGUAAUCGUGUGAUUGCAUUUGCCAGAGUCUGUGAAAGAGAAUUGCCUGUGUGCGUGUCUGUGUUUCACACGGUUUGCGUUUGUAAUGCUGUCACUAUAAUCUAAUGCAGUUAGAUGUAAUCUAAUGCAGUUAUUAGCAAAAACAGUCAGGCAAAGAUUGAAGGAAUUUCAACCAAUUGUAAACAGCUAUUUCUUGAUCGAACCAACUAUACAGCGGAUAUGUGUGAGAGACAGGGAUUCUUAAAACUCAUGCACACAUAUAGCUCUUAUGCUGUUUUUUUUGUCUUUUUUUUUUUAUUGAAAUUGUCUGUGGAGCCUAAUUAGUAAUGUAUGUAUUCAUUGUAAUAAAUCAUGUAAUAUCCUCUCAAUAAAACUGUUGUAAUAUGUAAGGAUAA
Messenger RNA from Salvelinus fontinalis (brook trout), 2301 nucleotides. Its product is annotated as lamina-associated polypeptide 2-like. The record is from RefSeq and is a predicted model, not a curated record. The transcript is spliced from 7 exons. Gene Ontology annotation, molecular function: DNA binding. The coding region runs from base 371 to 1510 and encodes 379 amino acids. Lineage: Eukaryota; Metazoa; Chordata; Actinopteri; Salmoniformes; Salmonidae.